AGACAGAUUGGUGAUAUUACAACCAUACUGUUCCUUAUUAGCACUUUUAGUGGAGUUUAUUUGGCACGCCGACUCUUCGUUAGACGUAAACAAAAUAUUGAAUAAAAUUGUAUCAGUCGUUCUAAAAGCCGCAGUAGGAGCUCUAAAGUGCUCCUAGUUUUCCAAUGGCAUCGGCAAUGAUAUCUCACGUUUCUAAUUGCAUUAAAUUUCGUCAACUACCAAAAAUCAAUUUGCAGCAUGUUACUAGAAUGUUAUACCCAUUAAAUAACUACUACAACCGUUUAGGAUAUCACAACUUUAAUGGCAAAACACCAAAAGCGCGUCAUACAAUUAAUCGGUUAAACGCUCACAUCUUGCAACCUACUUGUCAAGAUAUACGCCAACUCCACAAUAAAAAUGCAUCGUAUUCCAAAAAUAGGAACCAGCCUCGACUGGAAGAUCUUGAUCGUGCUUUCAGAGUUCUUCAGGAGACAUUGCCUAAAUUGUUUGUAGAACCAUUAGAUUAUUCUAUCUAUAGUCCAAAUUUGGUAUUCGAAAACAAUAUUACUGGAAAGCAGACGAUUGGAUUAUACCACUUUGUAAAACAGAUAGCUCUACUGCGUACAGUAGGGCAUUUGAAAUAUGCCUAUGUGAAGUUCGAAGUUCUUAAAAUUACCAAGCACACUGAAGAUUAUACUGUGAGAAUUCGGUGGAGAGUGCGAGGUAUUUCUGGAUUAAAAGUUAUGUUUUCGUUUUGGAAAUAUAAACUUUGGGAAAUGAAAGAAAUUUUCGAAGAGCAGGAGGCCUGGUAUGAUGGAUUCUCGGUGUGUUAUUUAGGAUCAGACGGCCUCAUCCACAAACACGUUGUGGAUAGAGUGACGCCAGAUGAAAAUAAGCAAGUUGCAGAACCAGAUCCAGGGGCAGCAAGUUUACCUACUGGGUCCGUGGCUGUUACAUCACCGAAACUGUGAAUAUAGCUUAUUACAUGUAGCUGCUAAAACACUAUUUAUUAAACGUUGUUAUUAGUUAAAGUAAAUACUAAAUAAAAGGGGUUUUACUACAAGUAAAUGACCACAUACUUGAAAUUGAUUGAAACAAAUGAUAAUUUCUACUGCCACAAAACUAAUGACGUAAUUGAGGUCAUAAUUUGUGUUAAAAAAGAUAAUAAAUAUAAGUCCUAACUAAGUUCAUUAUAA
Molecule: messenger RNA, 1175 nt
Organism: Rhagoletis zephyria (snowberry fruit fly)
Lineage: Eukaryota; Metazoa; Arthropoda; Insecta; Diptera; Tephritidae
Source: RefSeq, a predicted model, not a curated record